GCUCUUGUGAUAAGGAGCUAAAGGUGUGAACACAGAGGGCUGAAGGAAGGGCUGGAAGCGCAGAGAUUCACUGUCAUGUGACUGCGAUGUAAUGCUUGUGUUUGCACCGUGUGCUGCUUCUCUACAGGUUUAUUUGAACCAUGGAUUAUUACCGUGUGCUCGGCGUUGUUUUACUUUCUCUUCUGGCUUACAUUAAUGCCGAGCAGGUGAAAUUUGCCGACUGUGGCUCAACAGAAGGAAAAGUUUCUGAGGUUAACAUCCAGCCCUGCCCAUCACAGCCAUGCCAGCUUCACAAGGGACAGUCCUACACAGUCAAUGUAACCUUCACCAGCAGUGUUGCCAGUCAGAACUGCACAGCUGUGGUUCACGGAGUGGUCGCUGGGAUCCCCGUCCCCUUCCAUAUUCCUCAAUCAGAUGGGUGCAAGUCUGGAAUCCAGUGUCCUCUUGAGCCGCAAAAAGCUUACAGCUACGUCAACCAGUUGCCUGUCAAGACCGAGUAUCCAGCAAUAAAACUGGUGGUGAAAUGGGAAUUAAUAGACGACUCCAGCAAAGAUUUAUUUUGCAUCAAGUUCCCUGUUCAGAUUGUGAACUGAAGGCCAACAGUGAAGCCAAGACUCUUUCAAAGGGAUACAAUUAAGAACCGAGGCAUCUGGAUGUGUGCCUAAACACUUUUCUAUAGACCCUUUUUAUAUCUAAUAUUGGUAUGAUUUAUUCUUCUAUUUAUUU
Molecule: messenger RNA, 726 nt
Organism: Carassius carassius (crucian carp)
Lineage: Eukaryota; Metazoa; Chordata; Actinopteri; Cypriniformes; Cyprinidae
Product: NPC intracellular cholesterol transporter 2-like
Exons: 5
Coding region: 141-593 (150 amino acids)
Biological process (GO): cholesterol efflux; intracellular cholesterol transport
Molecular function (GO): cholesterol binding
Source: RefSeq, a predicted model, not a curated record